Molecule: messenger RNA, 9335 nt
Organism: Phasianus colchicus (ring-necked pheasant)
Lineage: Eukaryota; Metazoa; Chordata; Aves; Galliformes; Phasianidae
Source: RefSeq, a predicted model, not a curated record
GUCCCCCUGAUGCUGUAGGUUUUGGCAGAGCCCCAGCACCCACCCUGCACCUGUCCUCUGUGCAGGGCUGUGCCCACUCCCAAACCACUCUUUUGCUCCCAGCGCUGUCUGCAGUGCCCAUGGGGGGACUUGGCUGGUGGCACGGGGUGCUUGGCCAGUGGGGCUGGAAGCCCUGGGACUCUGGGCUGAGCCCCAGCCAGGAGCAGCAGCCUCAGCCUCGGGCCUCAGGGUGUGCUCAGGGGAAAGCUCCCAUACCCCAGCCUGCUGCCCAUGCCAGGGUAGUUGAGCUGACUUUCCUUGUGAUGCUCACAUGAAAGCCCAAAGGGUGUGGAGUGGGGAUGGGCAUUGGGGCUGUGCCACUCGUGGUGAUACAGAGCCAUGCUGUGCAGCUCCAGCCCAACCCCACUGUACUCAUGGCUGGGGCUGACUGAAGCACUGGGGUAAGCUGGGGGCACAGGCUGCAGGAGGAGCCUUUGGUGGAUGGGGAGCUCCUGCUCUGCAUCACCACACAGUGCCUCAUUCCCGUGUCCUAAUUGCAGCCAAGAGUCUGCCUGCAGCACUGGCAGCGGUGGGGCACGGAGGUGGGGGCUGCUCUUUCUCUUUGGGCAAUGCUGUGUGCUGCAGUGAGUGAUCUGGGGCUGUGUGUGGUGGGCUGUGUGGGUGUCCCACCCCCUGUCCCGCUGUGCCCAGGUUGUCCAUCCAUCCCCAAGCUCUGCAAGGCUGGACCUGCCAAGUUCAUUGUCCCUGCAGGCACAGCAGUCCCUGCCCCAGCACUGCCUGUCCCAACCUCGGUGUUCCCAGGGCUCAGGGAUGGCAGCAGGACACAAAUGUGCCCCAUGCUGUUUUGUUCAGGUCCGACACAAACAAUGGUGGUAGAUUUCCUCUGUGUCAGCAGCACAGCUGUCCUGCGAGCCUUCUGCAGGGUGAGGGCAGCAGGGUGGUGACAGCUGUGUCCGGAGCCAGGUGCCAUGGGCCCCCUGGGACCUCGGGGCAUCACUUUACAAAGGCACAAUAGCAGCUGGGUGAACUGCAGGGCCCACGGUGCCUCUGCUGUUGGGUGCUGGAGUGCAUCUUGUACAAUGUUAAAGCCUGGUGGCACCCACUGUGGUGCAUCACGGACAGAAAUGGGAUCCUGGCAGCCGCCCCUUCCCCCCCAGCACCUUACACCGCCGUCACCAUCUGCGGCACAACAAGAAAUCCCAAGCCAUACAUUUUUAAUUUUCUACAACACAGCAGCCAUUUCAGCCACUCACCCAGAAAGGAUCUUUAAUGAGAAGCGAGGAGAGAGAGCACACACAUUUCCAGCGCGCAGGAGAGCCGAGGCACUAUGGAAACACUCUGCUCCCUCCCGGCUGCCUGCCGCUGCUCCGAGUUCAGCCCAGAGAACUUCCCUGCACUGCUGGAGGUGGGCUCUGCUGCUGCCUGAGCAAUGAGCCCACCGCUGGCACUGCUGGGCUGGAGGCUCUGCUGGAGAGGUGGGAGAAGCACGUGAGGUCCCUCCUGCUCCCUGCUCUCCUUCUGUGGCUCCUGGGGAGCUGCGUUUUGCUCAGACAUAACCUCACCGUGCUGUGCCAUGGGCUGGCAGUCCUUCAGCCUGCAGGGCACAGGGGAAGCCCCUGGGGCACGGCAUUGCUGUGAGCAUCCCCUGCUGACCAGGGGGUUUGCUCUGGGAUGCUCCAGUUCCCAGGUUCAGGACCUAUGGGGUCCCCACAUCUCCCUGCCGUCACGGGGAGGACAUGGGUGUUGCGUGGCUGGGGAUUGGUGUGGGGUGCAUUGCACUGAUGCUGUCCUUGCUGUCUGUUGUCUGCAGGUUGAUGAGGAGGGAGUGCUGUGACCCCGUGCCUGUGACAGUCGUUUCAGGGCCCCCGGGGGGGCUGUGAGCGCGGCCCCCGGUGCCGGUGCCGGUGCCGGCCGCCCCGCCGCGCCGUACGGAGCAUGCCUCUGAGCCCCGCCGGCAGCAAACAUGAGAGCCCGGAGUCGCCGCCACCAGAGCCGCCGCCGCCACCGGAGCGACAGCCCCGCGCCUCCGCCGGGGAGCCGGGCUCCGGCCUGCGGGAGGAGACGCGCCUGGACCCGAUUCGCGGCCCCGCCGGGCCCCGCUCCCCCAAGCUGGCGGCCCCGGCGCGCAUGGAGGAGCCCGCGCCCGGCGCCAUCGUCGUCCGCAUCGGCAUCCCCGACCUCCAGCAGACGAAGUGUCUGCGGUUGAAUCCGGACGUUCCCGUGUGGGCCUCCAAGCAGCGCAUUCUGUGCACCCUCAACCACAGCCUGAAGGAUGUGCUCAACUACGGGCUCUUCCAGCCGGCCUUCAAUGGCAGAGCAGGGAAGUUCCUGGACGAGGAGCGCCUGCUGCGGGAGUACCCCCUGAAUCCCGACACUCCCGUCCCCUACCUGGAGUUCCGGUACAAGCGGCGUGUGUACACCCAGGCUUUACUGGAUGACAAGCAGUUUGCCAAGCUCCAUACCAAGGCAAACCUGAAGAAGUUCAUGGAAUAUGUGCAAAUGCUGAACGUGGAGAAAGUCUGCAGACUGCUGGAGAAAGGACUGGAUCCCAACUUCCAUGACCCAGAUACUGGAGAAUGCCCCCUGACGGCGGCGGCUCAGCUGGAGCUCAGCACUGAGAUGAUCAAAGCCUUGCGGAACGGGGGAGCGCAUCUGGACUUCCGCACACGGGAGGGAAUGACGGCACUUCACAAAGCUGUGCGGUGCCGCAACCACGCGGCGCUGCUGACAUUGCUGGAUCUGGGAGCCUCCCCAGACUACAAGGACAGCCGGGGGCUGACACCACUGUACCACAGUGCCAUGGUGGGUGGGGAUCCCUACUGCUGUGAGCUGCUGCUGCACGACUACGCUCGGCUGGGAUGUGUGGAUGAGAACGGCUGGCAGGAGAUCCACCAGGCAUGUCGCUAUGGCCACGUUCAGCACCUGGAGCAUCUUCUCUUCUAUGGCGCUGACAUGACUGCGCAGAACGCCUCAGGAAACACUGCUCUUCACAUCUGUGCUCUCUAUAACCAGGAGAGCUGCGCUCGGGUUCUCCUCUUCCGUGGUGCAAGCAAAGAGAUCCGCAACUACAACAGCCAGACAGCAUUCCAGGUGGCCAUAAUUGCAGGAAAUUUUGAGUUGGCUGAAAUCAUCAAAACCCACAAAGAGUCCGAUGUUGUGCCUUUCAGAGAAACUCCCAGCUACACGAAGCGGAGACGGAUCCUCGGUGCCGGCGGCCUCUCCUCCCCUCGAAUGCUGCAGCGCUCGGCCAGCGACAACAACCUGAAGGCAGAGAGCCGGGCGUCCUACUCUCCGGUGCCCUCCCUGCGCAGCCUCCCCCCCCAGCUGCUGGCCCAGAUGCAGGAGGCUGCGGUGGGGGUCGGUGGUGGGGAUGGCAGCCUGGCCAGCUCCGGCAGCGCCCGCAGCGCCCACAGCCGCUCCCCGUCCCUGCAACGCGUGCAGGAGGAGAAGGAGGUCGACCUUCCCACGCUCCGGAGGAGCAGCCGUGGCAAGGCCAGCCCCGGCGGCCCGGCGGGUCCCCCCGGGCCCGGCCCCGGCCCCGAGCCCGCGCCGCACGCCGCGCCCGCCCCGCUGCGCGGCCCCAAACGGAAGCUGUACAGCGCCGUGCCCGGCCGUAAGUUCAUCGUGGUGAAGAGCUACGCGCCGCAGGGCGAGGGAGAGAUCCAGCUGAACCGGGGAGAAGCCGUCAAGGUGCUGAGCAUUGGUGAAGGUGGCUUUUGGGAAGGAACUGUGAAAGGAAGGACCGGCUGGUUCCCAGCAGAAUGUGUCGAGGAGGUGCAGAUGCGACAGUACGACCCGCGGCAAGAAACCAGAGAAGACAGAACAAAGCGUCUCUUUCGACAUUACACUGUGGGCUCUUACGACAAUUUCACCUCUCACAGCGACUACAUCAUCGAGGAGAAAACGGCCGUGCUGCAGAAGAGGGAGCAUGAAGGAUUCGGGUUUGUGUUGCGCGGGGCCAAAGCUGAAACCCCCAUCGAGGAGUUCACCCCGACGCCAGCCUUCCCCGCGCUGCAGUACCUGGAAUCCGUGGACGUGGAGGGCGUUGCGUGGAGAGCGGGGCUGCGAACGGGAGACUUCCUGAUUGAGGUGAACGGAGUCAACGUGGUGAAGGUGGGGCACAAGCAGGUGGUGUCGCUGAUCCGCCAGGGGGGGAACCACCUGGUGAUGAAGGUCGUCUCCGUCAGCCGCAAGCCUGAGUCAGAAGAGGUCGUUCGGAAGAAGGCUCCGCCGCCUCCCAAGAGAGCGCCCAGCACCACGCUGACGCUGCGGUCCAAAUCCAUGACGGCUGAGCUGGAGGAGCUGGAGAAACUGGACGAGAUCCUGGCGGCCGCCGAACCGGCGCUGAGGGCGGACAUCGUGGAGGCGGAUUCUCGGGCGGCCACGGUGAAACAACGCCCGACCAGCCGCCGCAUCACCCCGGCGGAGAUCAGUUCCCUCUUUGAGCGGCAGGGCAUGGCGGCCCAUGCGGGGGUCCUGGCAGGAGCUGAGAAACCCCACGUGUCACUGCGCAAAGGGAUCCCGAGGACCAAAUCUGUAGGUGAAGACGAGAAACUUGCUGCUUCUUUGCUGGAUGGGAAGUUUCCGCGGAGCACAUCGAUGCAAGACACCGUUAGGGAAGGGCACGGGAUCCCACCGCCCCCCCAGACGGCCCCACCCCCUCCUCCUUCUCCAUACUACUUCGACACGGGCCCCCCUCCAUCCUUCUCUCCACCUCCACCCCCAGGGAGAGCUUACGACACCAUCAGGUCGAGCUUUAAGCCCAGCCUGGAGGCGAAGCUCCACGGGCUGCCGCAGGUCAUCAGCGCGGCCGAGAUGUACGACCAGGCGAGGACGUCCAUCCCCUAUCCCGAAAGGCAGAAGAGGGCCCGAUCCAUGAUAAUCCUGCAGGAUUCCUCCCAUCUCCCUGUGGAGCCGACGGAGAUCCCCCGGCCCGGCCCGUCCGCAACCCCUCCGGAGAAGCUGAAGAGGAAGGGGAGGGUGAUCGACAACCCCUACGCCAACAUGGGGCAGUUCAACGUCAGCCUGUUCGCUCCCACCAAGCCGCAGAGGAAGAAGAGCCCUCUGGUCAAGCAGCUGCAGGUGGAGGACGCGCAGGAGAGGGCGGCCCUGUCCAUCACGGGGGGCUUCACCAGGGAGCCCUCGCCCACCCGCAGGAGCCAUCGCCUGAGCGGCGUGGACUAUCAGCACCACGCCGGCAUAGCGCAGGUCGAAGCCACGAGCAUCCCCUUCGCCACUGCCAUCGCUGGGGUCAUGAAGGACAGAGACCGACGUCUGGACGAGAAGCGCAAAUCCACUGUCUUCCUCUCGGUCGGGGCCAUCGAAGGCACCCCCCCCAGCAGCGACAUGCCAUCCCUGCAGCAGUCCAGGUCUAUCGAUGAGCGGUUGUUAGGAAGCCGAGAUGUACUACUGCCUUCCCCCGUCUCAGCUUUAAAGCCAUUAAUUAGCAGCUCAUCCUCUACGUUCAUCCACCCCCUGACGGGAAAGCCCCUGGAUCCCAACUCGCCACUGGCGCUUGCGCUGGCCGCAAGGGAGAGGGCCCUCUCCACCCAAGUCCCAUCCCGGUCGCCCACCCCGAUCCACAGCCCGGACUCCGACAGAGCAGCGCCGCUGUUCGUGGACAUCCAAACCAAAGAACCGGAGAGGGUGGAGCUGGAGAGCUUGGUGUCCCCCGCCUAUUCGCCCGGAGCGAAAGGGGCCGUGGCGGCGGCGGAGGCGGCGGCGGCGGCUUUGACCCCCGCCAAGAGCCCGUGGGGAACGCCGUCCACGCUGAGGAAAGAAGCCGAGGCAAGGGUGGAAGCGCCCGGCAAGGAGGAGAAGAAGCCGGAAGACAAGAAGUCCAUGAUCAUCAGCAUCGUGGACACGUCGCAGCAGAAGACUGCCGGCCUGAUCAUGGUUCACGCCACAAGUAACGGCCAAGACGAGAUUGGACUUGAGCUGAAGGAGGAGAAGCCGGCGGUGCCCGAAGCAUGCGCGGAGCCGGCGGAGCCGCCCAAAGCGGAGCCGCAGCCCAGCCCUGCGGGGAAGGCCCCGGGCAGCCCUGCCGCCGACAAGACGCUGGGGCAGGGCAGCUCGGAGGAGGAGGUGGAGCCCUACACCGUGACGCUGCCGCCGGCGCAGCUGUCCUCGAGCGACGAAGAGACCAGGGAGGAGCUGGCCAAGAUCGGGUUGGUGCCUCCGCCCGACGAGUUCGCCAACGGGGUCCUGGUCACCACCCCCGGCACCCCCGUCAGCCACCUGGCGACGCCCAGCACGCCAUCCGCACCAGCGGCAGCAGGAGCUCCUCCGACCGCGGGCGGAACACCCUCAGGGAAGCCCCCCGAUGCCCCCGCAGCCCCGGAGUCAGCAGCCGACUCGGGUGUGGAAGAGGUGGACACCAGGAGUUCGAGCGACCACCACCUGGAGACCACGAGCACCAUCUCCACGGUCUCCAGCAUGUCGACGCUGUCCUCGGAGAGCGGGGAGCCCACUGACACAUACACUUCCUUUGCGGACGGACAAACUUUUAUACUCGAGAAGCCACCAGUGCCUCCAAAGCCAAAACUCAAGUCCCAGCUCAGCAAGGGGCCAGUUACUUUCAGGGACCCACUUUUGAAGCAGUCUUCGGACAGCGAGCUCAUCUCCCAGCAACAUGCGGCCACGCUGGCGUCCGCCAGCAUUGGCCGGCCACGCUACCUCUUUCAGAGAAGGUCCAAGCUAUGGGGGGACCCCAUGGAGAGCCGGCCGAUCCACGGGGCUGACGACGACAAGCCAACUGUGAUCAGCGAGCUGAGCUCCCGCCUGCAGCAGCUGAACAAGGACACGCGGUCGCUGGGGGAAGAGCCGGCCGGCUCCGCGCUGGAUCCCGGCAAGAAGUCUCCGGUGGUCGCGGCACGACUUUUCAGUAGUUUAGGAGAACUCAGCACCAUUUCCCAGCGGAGCUCCGGGACCACCUACACGGUUCGACCUGGCAGUCGCUACCCCGUAACCCGACGUACCCCCAGCCCCGUGAAGCCGGCUCUGGAUCGGACAGAGCCGCUCAGCACCGUGCGGCCCUACGGCCUGACCCCUCCCACCAUCCUCAAAUCUUCCAGCCUCUCCAUCCCACAUGAGCCCAAGGAGGUGCGCUUUGUGGUCAGGAGUGUGAGCGCCCGGAGCCGCUCCCCGUCCCCGUCCCCCUCGCCAGGGCCGCCCCUGCACACCCUCCACCCGCCGAGGCCCUUCAUGCAGAAACCCCUCCACCUGUGGAACAAGUACGACGUUGGGGACUGGCUGGAAAGCAUCAACUUGGUGGAGCACCGAGACAAGUUUGAGGACCAUGAGAUCGAGGGCACGCAUCUGCCUGCCCUCACCAAGGAGGACUUUGUGGAGUUGGGGGUGACACGGGUCGGGCACCGGAUGAACAUCGAGCGGGCACUCAAGCAGCUGGUAGACAGCUGACCAUGCUAGGCAGCGCCGGCCUCUUCCAGAGCCACCAACGGGGCGGGGGGACGUUUCUACCAGACUAAUAAAACCCAUUUUGAUUCUCUUUCUACUCUGAGCACUGCACUGAAGGGUGCGGAGCCUGACGGCUCCCACCCGCUCCCAGGCGGCCCCGUGCCGCGCACGCGCAGCCCCGCUCAGCCCCGCCGGCCCCGCGACGCCUUCGGGAAAAGGAAUGUUGCAUGAAAUACAUCCUCUUUUCCGUCCCUCCCAGAGAGUCCGGCCUGUAUAUCGCUUGAUGUGCUCUUGCCUGGGGGCGUCGCCGGUGGCCGGAAGGGCCGAGGAGCCACGUGCCGCCGUGCCAUGGCUCUGUGCCUGGCCUGUGGCACGGUGACACCUGGCUGGGGCUGGGGGCCGACCCGCCGCCAGGCGAGGAGCCUGACCCUCCUGCAGGCAUCUCGUGUGGCAGGUGGGAACGGGCCGGCCAGGCCCUGGGGUGUGCAGCACAGCCAGGCCCAGCAGUGCCGCCAGGCCCAGCAGUGUGGCUAAACCCAACGGUGCAGCCAGGCCCAGCGACAUAGCUAGGCUGGGUGGCACAGCUAGGCCUGCAAGCACAGCUAGGCCUGGCAGUGCCUCUAGGCCUGGUGGUGUGGCUAGGCCCGGUGGCACAGCUAGGCCUCGUGGUGCACUUAGGCCCAGCAGUGCAACUAGGUCCAGUGACAUGGCUGGGCCCAAUGGCGCACCCAGGCCCAGUGGCAUAGCGAGGCCUGGUGGCACAGUUAGGCCCAGCAGUACUGUUAGGCCUGGUGGCACAAUUAGGCCCAGUGGCACGAGGCCUGGUGGCACAGUUAGGCCCAGCAGUACAGUUAGGCCUGGUGGCAGUUAGGCCCAGCAGUACGGUUAGGCCCGGUGGCUCAAUUAGGCCCAGUGGCAUGAGGCUUGGUGGCAAAGUUAGGCCCAGCAGUACUGUUAGGCCCAGUGGCACAAUUAGGCCCAGUGGCACGAGGCCUGGUGGCAAAGUUAGGCCCAGUGGCACAGCAAGGCCUGGUGGCACAGUUAGGCCCAGCAGUAUAGUUAGGCCUGGUGGCACAAGGCCUGGUGGCACAGUUAGGCCCAGCAGUACAGCUAGGCCUGGUGGCACAAGGCCUGGUGGCACAGUUAGGCCCAGCAGUACUGUUAGGCUUGGUGGCACAUUUAGGCCCAGUGGCACGAGGCCUGGUGGCAAAGUUAGGCCCAGCAGUACUGUUAGGCCUGGUGGCACAACAAGGCCUAUUGGCGCGGCUCGGCCCGGCGGUGCCGCCUGCUGCAGGAGGCAGGCAGGGUGCUGAGGGGGGGGAGCAGCCUCGGUGGCGGGGCGGCCCAGCGAGGGGUCCCGGUGCCGUGGAGGUGGCCGCCCCACUCCCGCCCCGCUCCCACCCCGCAGCCCCUGGUCCAGCUCUCCUGGCAGACCGGAGCCGUGCGAGAGAGGAGAGGGAGCGAAACCGCAUGGAUUGAAGCAUGUUUGGGGGGUGUCGAGGGAGGCUGGUGGGGACCCAGCAGCAAACGCUUUGCCAACGGUGAGGGUGGGGGGUGGGGGGAGGUGUUUGGUUUCCUCUUGGUUUGGGGUCUUGUUUCCAAGGGGACGCGUUGAUGGGUAAUAUUUAAUCUCCGUGCAUUUAUAUAGAGAGCAGCUGAUGAUCUACAAGAGACGAUUCUGACCUACAGGAUUCCCACUCUGUCCUUGUCAUCCUUAUUUUGCAUCUUUUUAAUCGAUCAGCUAUAUAUUUGAAAAGAGAGAACAAAUAUCUAUAUAUCUAUAUCUAUAGCUAUAGCCACCUGAUUUUGUUAUAAUUUUACUAAAUCUAUAUAUCUCUAGACUUGUUGAGAUGCUGACGAGGCGGUGCCCGCACCCCUCCCCCAGGACGCCCAUCGCUCAUGGGAGUUUUUAGCGACUG